Molecule: messenger RNA, 573 nt
Organism: Acanthosepion pharaonis
Lineage: Eukaryota; Metazoa; Mollusca; Cephalopoda; Sepiida; Sepiidae
Source: the annotation of a GenBank genome assembly
AUGGUCGCUGCAAUACACUUUUUAUUUUUACACACACAUUCAUUUAUUCAUUCUUUUUUACCACACUUUCUCUUUCUCUUUCCCUCCCUCCUAUUCUCUUUUAUUCUCUUUCUACCCCUCUCUUUUUCUCUUAUUUUCUUUCUUAGUUCACGCCUUUCUUAUUUUCUUUCCUCUUCUCUCUCUCUCACUUUUCCUUUUAAUUCUUAUUUUCUCUUUGUCUCUCUCACCUUUUCUGUCAUCAUCUUUCUUGCUCUUUCUCUUGCCUUUCUUUUCUGUCAUCCAUUUUCUCUCUUCUUUUUUAUUGUUUACUCUCUUGGCUUUUCUGUCAUCCUCUCUCUCUCUCUCUCUUCUCCAACCUCUUGUAUUUUCUCUCUGCCUCUAUCGCCAUCUCUUUCUUUCUCUUGUAUUUUUAACAAUCUUUUUUUCUCUCUUCUUUUUUCCUUCAUGUCCCCCUCCUACAUUUUCAUUUGUCUCUCGUUUCCCCCUCUUCUAUUGAUUCUUUCUUUCUUACUCUUCUCUUUCUCUCACUCAUUCAACUUCCUACCAAAUGCAUUCCUUCUACUCAAUUUUUAA